Molecule: messenger RNA, 3249 nt
Organism: Conger conger (European conger)
Lineage: Eukaryota; Metazoa; Chordata; Actinopteri; Anguilliformes; Congridae
Gene: runx1t1
Product: RUNX1 partner transcriptional co-repressor 1
Exons: 11
Coding region: 412-2169 (585 amino acids)
Biological process (GO): DNA-templated transcription; negative regulation of DNA-templated transcription
Cellular component (GO): nucleus
Molecular function (GO): transcription corepressor activity
Source: RefSeq, a predicted model, not a curated record
CGGUCGUGAGAGGCGCUUAUCGUGGUUGCUCGAAAACGUGAAUGUUCGGGGUUUUUUGCAACAUGUUUUAUUGUCAUACAACGUAAAGCUGCAUCUAGAAGACAUCGAAUUAUAAAAGUGUUAAUACACGAAAAGAAGACUCAGUUCUCUGGUGCCGCGAGAGGAAAGGCUGUGUACCAUAGGAUCAUUCUGUGCUGCGCCUGCAUCUCAAUUUUAUUCGCCGCUUUUUUGUAGACUGUCUGAAGCUUUAUUGGAACCGUGCGCCGCUGUUCUUGUGUGGUGAAGUUUUUUUUCUGACAGUCCCGACGUGUUGGACGUCUAAUAAACAAGUCUGAAUAACAUUUCUCAUUUUAACGGCUCAAUCUUAGUCGGGGACUGGAAAUUAAUUUUGUCUUCACAACCACGUAACGCAUGGUGGGAAUUUCUGCCCCUUUUCAGUAUCGCACUGAGAAGCUCUCCACCAUGCCCGACUCACCUGCGGAUGUGAAGACACAAUCCAGGUUGACUCCACCCACCAUGCCACCGCCUCCCACCACGCAGGGCGCCCCCAGGACAAGCUCGUUCACACCCACCACACUAACCAAUGGCACCAGCCACUCUCCGACGGCUUUGAACGGUGCCCCCUCCCCUCCCAAUGGCUUCAGCAAUGGGCCUUCCUCAUCCUCUUCCUCCUCACUGGCCAAUCAGCAGCUCCCGCCUGCCUGCGGCGCCCGGCAACUCAGCAAGCUGAAGCGCUUCCUCACGACGUUGCAGCAGUUCGGGAACGACAUCUCCCCGGAGAUCGGAGAGAGGGUUCGCACGCUGGUGUUGGGCCUCGUGAACUCCACCCUGACCAUAGAGGAAUUUCAUUCCAAACUUCAAGAAGCUACAAACUUCCCUCUACGACCUUUUGUCAUCCCAUUUCUAAAGGCCAACCUACCGUUACUGCAGCGGGAGCUCCUGCACUGUGCACGGCUGGCCAAGCAGAACCCAGCUCAGUACCUGGCUCAGCACGAGCAGUUGCUCCUCGACACCAGUACCACCUCUCCGGUGGACUCUUCCGAACUGCUGCUGGACGUCAACGAAAACGGCAAGAGGAGGACCCCCGACAGAACCAAAGAGAACGGCUUUGACCGGGAGCCUUUGCACCCAGACCACCCCAGCAAGAGGCCCUGCACGAUCAGUCCUGGCCAGCGCUACAGCCCCAGCAACGGGCUCUCCUACCAGCCCAACGGCCUGCCUCAUCCCACACCACCCCCACCUCAGCACUACCGCCUGGAUGACAUGGCCAUCGCACACCACUACAGGGACACCUACAGGCACCCCAACCCCCGUGACCUCAGGGAUCGCGCCCGGCCUCUGGGGAUGCACGGCACUCGACAGGAGGAAGUCAUCGAUCACAGGCUCACUGACAGGGAAUGGGCAGAGGAGUGGAAGCACCUUGACCAUCUGCUGAACUGCAUCAUGGACAUGGUGGAGAAGACCCGGCGCUCCCUCACCGUUCUGCGGCGUUGCCAGGAGGCUGACCGAGAGGAACUCAACUACUGGAUCCGUCGAUACAGUGAUGCCGAGGACCUGAAGAAGGGCAGCAGCAGCAGCAGCAGCCAGUCUAGGCAGCAGAGUCCCGGCAGCCAAGAGGGCUCCACGCCAGAAAUACACAGGGAGUUGCUCCACAGACCCGUAUCAGGAUAUGUGCCUGAAGAAAUCUGGAAAAAAGCUGAAGAGGCUGUGAACGAGGUGAAGAGGCAAGCCAUGUCGGAGCUGCAGAAGGCUGUGUCGGAGGCGGAGCGCAAGGCCCACGAGAUGAUCAGCACGGAGCGCGCCAAGAUGGAGCGCACGGUGGCCGAGGCCAAGCGGCAGGCGGCCGAGGACGCGCUGUCCGUCAUUAAUCAGCAGGAGGACUCCAGCGAGAGCUGCUGGAACUGCGGGCGCAAGGCGAGCGAGACGUGUAGCGGCUGCAACACGGCGCGGUACUGUGGCUCUUUCUGCCAACACAAGGACUGGGAGAAGCACCACCACGUGUGCGGACAGACUCUGCAGGCGCAGCAGCAAGGCGAGACGCCGGCUGCGGUCAGCUCCUCGGCCACGCCCAGCAGCGGUGCGGGUAGCCCGGUGGACACCCCGCCCGUGGCCACGCCCCGCUCCACCACCCCGGCCACGCCCUCCGCCAUGGAAGCCACGCCGCGCUAAAAACGGCUCCCGCUCAUCCCCGUGAAACUCUUUCGCUUUCCACGCCCGCUCAAAGAUUUUAAAAUUUAAGAUGCUUACAAAGAGAGAGGACUGGUCUUGGGAGUGACGGUUAUACGCAGAAGGCCAAUAACGGGUCAUAUUGACUUGCCACGAUUAAGAACACAAAGAUAUUCUUUGUUUUUAUUAUUAAUGUCAUUGUCGUCGCUAUUAAUAUUAUUAUCAUCGUCGUUGCUAUUUUACCUUCCUGUAAAUACAAAGCGGAGCCUGAAGAGUCGGCAGAGAAUUGCAGAUGAGUACAUUUGACCUCCCCUCUGUUCCUUUUUCCAGUAGCUGGGAUCUGAAACUAGUUGACCUCAUUAAAAGAUGCUUUACCAAACAGCAAACCAAGGGAUUACUAAUUGCUGUUGAAAGCAAAAACAGAUAAUGUUCCGUGUGAUGAAGAGACACUGUUUUGAACAAUAUGUGGCGAUUGGAGGUAGGGGGCAGAAAAAAAAACACCACCCCACCACCCCACCUCACCCCACCCCAAGGGCACAAGUGCUGGAUAGGGGACUAUCCCGGGAAGAUGGAUGCCAUACUUGGCUUACUUGACUGAACUCUGAAAACCCCUCAAAGAAACCUGCAGAUGCGCACCAGAUUGCCAUGAAACCCAGAUGUUCACACACACAACCCCCCCCCCCCCCCCCCAACUUCUGAAAGAAGUGUAAUAAUGUCCAGGUCAGUGGAUUGAGGGAGAAGUGAACCUUCAUGGCAGAGGGAUAAGGAUUUGGAGGAACACAGCACUGGAUUGGGGAAAAAAAUAGAAUAUACUUAUUUAUAUUUAAAUAUCAUCCCUUUCAGUUCCAGAACAGGAUGUGAAGUCAUACAGCCUCAGCAAGGCGAGACGAAGCUUCACUUCUAACAUUUUCCGCUCGGAGAAGGCCGGGACAAACGACACAUCCAUGACCAUUUAAGGCCCACCUCAUGGACACUGUUCAGCCCUUUGACGUCCAGUGUGCCCUCAGCCCCUAGCUUUUUCCUCUCUCCGUUUUUUGUUUUCUAAAUAUUUCUCAUGGUGUAAAAAAAAAAAAAAAAAACACU